Messenger RNA from Fundulus heteroclitus (mummichog), 2831 nucleotides. Its product is annotated as ATP-dependent zinc metalloprotease YME1L1. NCBI's taxonomy places the organism in Eukaryota, Metazoa, Chordata, Actinopteri, Cyprinodontiformes, Fundulidae. Gene Ontology annotation, molecular function: ATP binding; ATP hydrolysis activity; ATP-dependent peptidase activity. The coding region runs from base 1 to 2169 and encodes 722 amino acids. The record is from RefSeq and is a predicted model, not a curated record. Gene Ontology annotation, cellular component: mitochondrial inner membrane. The transcript has 18 exons. Gene Ontology annotation, biological process: protein quality control for misfolded or incompletely synthesized proteins; mitochondrion organization.
AUGUUUUCUCUGUCGUCGUCAUUACAACCUCAGCAGAUGGUGGUGCCUCUCAGCCAGGUGGUCAACGCCCUCCACUCGCUGAAGAGCUCGGCUACGGCUUCGGUCCACUCCCUGCACAAAGACUUCGGACAGGAGCACGGUUCAUACCUGAAAGAGCCCAGUGUCACCCUGAGGGAUCUGGGCCUGUCGGAGGUCCAGGGCAGCCAGCUGAAUGAGCUGGUCAGCAGGCUACUGCCCAACCCGGGUCCAGAAGAACCUCCCACCGUCGCUUCUGUAUGGAGGACUAGUCACGUUUCUGGAGACAGCUUCUUUCUAAACAAACAUGGCUUUUCACAGAGAAGAUUAUUGGGUUCCGGCUCUCAGUUGUUCCACCGCCGGUACCACAGCCCUCUUCGGGACGUCUGCUCUGAGCUGCACCUCUUGCCCGUGUGGAUUCAGAACCGGGGGUUCAAAACCCUCAGAACAAAGAGCAGACGAGUGGAGUCGGGUUACGACGGCCCGGUCGAAUCCGAGGCCUACACACCAGCUUUCAUGAAGGGUUUGCUCCUGAGGGAAAAAGGAGCAGAUGUCCAGUCUCUGGACCAGGCGGUAAAACUAAGGAACCUUCCUGAAAACCAGCAGGAUGCCUUCAAGACGGGUUUCACCGACGGCUUCAUGAGGUCCCAGGCUUUAACUCAAAGAACACAAGAUUCGUUGAGGAGAACCAGGCUGGUCCUGCUGGUCCUCCUCCUCAUCGGCCUUUACGGCCUGUCCAGAACCCCCUUUGUCUCGGGUAAAGGCCCCUUUUCUGACGCCGUGAGGUUUCGCACCACAUCCGGCCUCGACUCUGCGGUCGAUCCCGUCCAGGUGAAGAACGUGACGUUCGAGCACGUCAAAGGCGCGGAGGAGGCCAAGAACGAGCUGCAAGACGUCGUGGAGUUCCUCAGAAACCCACAGAAGUUCACGGUCCUGGGUGGAAAGCUGCCUAAAGGGAUCCUCCUCAUCGGCCCCCCCGGCACAGGGAAGACCCUGUUGGCGCGAGCCGUGGCCGGCGAAGCCGACGUUCCUUUCUACUACGCCUCCGGCUCCGAGUUCGAUGAGAUGUUUGUGGGCGUGGGCGCCAGCCGCAUCAGGAACCUCUUCAAAGAGGCCAAAGCGAACGCUCCCUGCGUGAUCUUCAUCGACGAGCUGGACAGCGUGGGAGGAAAGAGGAUCGAGUCCCCCAUGCAUCCCUACUCCCGGCAAACCAUCAACCAGCUGCUGGCUGAGAUGGACGGGUUUAAACCUAACGAAGGCGUCAUCGUCAUCGGUGCUACGAACUUUGCUGAAGCUCUGGAUAACGCGCUGGUGAGGCCUGGCCGCUUCGACAUGCAGGUGACCGUCCCCCGCCCCGACGUCAAAGGACGCAGAGAGAUCCUCAACUGGUACCUGUCCAAGAUCAAAGUGGACCCAGCCGUAAAUGCCGAGAUCAUUGCCCGAGGCACCGUGGGUUUUUCUGGGGCGGAGCUGGAGAACCUGGUCAACCAGGCGGCCCUGAAGGCGGCCGUGGACGGCAAGGAGAUGGUCACAAUAAAGGACCUGGAGUUCGCCAAGGACAAGCUCCUCAUGGGUCCCGAGAGGCGUAGCGUGGAAAUAGACAAAAAGAACAAGACCAUCACGGCGUACCACGAGUCCGGCCACGCCAUCGUUGCCUAUUACACCAAAGACGCCAUGCCCAUCAACAAGGCCACCAUCAUGCCCAGAGGACCAACCCUCGGCCAUGUGUCCAUGCUCCCUGAGAACGACCGCUGGAGCGAGACCCGGGCCCAGCUGCUGGCUCAGAUCGACGUCAGCAUGGGCGGCCGCGUCGCCGAGGAGCUCAUCUUCGGCGAACACGACAUCACCUCAGGAGCCUCCAGCGACUUUGACGGUGCGACGAAAAUAGCAAAACUGAUGGUGACCAGAUUCGGAAUGAGCGACAAGCUCGGCGUCAUGACCUACGCAGACAUCACCAAGCAGAGCCCCGAGACGCAAGCCGCCAUCGAGCAGGAGGUCAGGGUCCUGCUGAAGGAGUCCUACGAACGAGCCAAGAACAUCCUGAAGACCUACAGCAAGGAGCACAAGAAGCUGGCGGACGCCCUGCUCCGAUACGAGACCCUGGACGCCAAAGAGAUCCAGAUGGUGCUGGAAGGAAAAUCUCUGGAUCACUGAGACGUUUGAGGGUUCUUCCACUCUGUAAAUAAGAUGCGGUGCAGCUGGGCACAGGCCUCUUUGGGGGGGGGCCUUUUUAUUCAUUUUCCUCGUUUUUGACCACGUCUAAAGCCGCCUCAGACGUUUCUAUCCUGGUUCUCCUGCCGAGGACCUCUCUCUCUCUGUUCGAUGAACCGACGCACGGCCCGUUUCAGUUUAAGCGACACUUUUUAGACGUGUCGUUUUUUCCUCACGUUAAACUCGGCGGUGAUGUUUGUGGUGAGGCGUGAUCUCGACCGAUGAAGAUCGAUGAAGACCUCAGGACCUCGACGUACCUCAGUCAGGAACGCGCCGCUCGUCGUCCGCGGCCGGUCCUGCCGCUCGCUGUUAAACUCGCAGCCGGAGAGAGAGAUGCGUUUUAUGCUUUCACCUACAUAUUUUGUUGAUUUUUUUAAGUUAUUUAAGUGCCCAAAGGUGUGUGCUUUUUUUCUUUUUUUUCUUUCAGGGAGUGAGAUGAUAGAUCUUCCCUAGGUUUUGCACGUCUGAGGAUAAAACUGUAAAGAGGCGGGCCACUUGUGUGUUGGUGUAAAUAUUCUGUAAAUGUCUAAAAGGACCGACUCGGUGCUUCUGUUACUUUAGACGAUGGCCUUCUUGAAGCUCCAAUAAAGAUUACUCUCAGGAAA